Messenger RNA from Daphnia pulicaria, 867 nucleotides. Its product is annotated as transmembrane protease serine 11D-like. The record is from RefSeq and is a predicted model, not a curated record. The coding region runs from base 29 to 823 and encodes 264 amino acids. The transcript is spliced from 7 exons. Lineage: Eukaryota; Metazoa; Arthropoda; Branchiopoda; Diplostraca; Daphniidae. Gene Ontology annotation, molecular function: serine-type endopeptidase activity. Gene Ontology annotation, biological process: proteolysis.
UCAAUUACUAGAGUGUCAGUUGACAAUCAUGAAUCGUGCCGUGCUCUACGUUCUAAUCGUCUUGGUUACACCAGCGGCGUUGAUAAGCGAUGACGUUGGUCGCAUCUCUAAUGGAUUUAAUGGUGAUACGGCUAGUGUUGUCAUCGCCGAGAAAUACCCUUUCAUAGUUUCGGUGACGUUUAAUGAUAACCACAUUUGCGGAGGAUUCAUCUACAAUUCUAGAUUUAUCGUUACAGCAGCCUCUUGUGUUUUCGAUAAGACCACCGCUCAAAUUCAAGUAACGAUAGGUCAACUGUCCCUGAUCCUUCCAGAUCCAGGAGAGAUGCGCCUUCAAGUUAGGGCGAUUUAUGUUCACGAAAAUUACGACAAUAUCACUAAAGUCAACGACAUCGCUAUGCUUGAGACAUCCCAGACGAUAGAAUUCAAUGCAAAUGUCAAUUUUACGUAUUACGACACUGUUGGUGAUGGUCCUCUUGCCAUUGUUAGUGGAUGGGGUGCAGUUGACGAAUCAAAAGUUGUGUCUACCAAACUACGGGAAGCUCGUGUUUAUCCGCCUAUCAACUGUGAUUUGUUUCCUGCUGACGUCUACGAUUCAAACUUCAUGUUCUGCUGGGGGCAAAGCGAGGAUGACAAUGGUAUACGUCCAUGUCAAUACGACGAAGGUUCACCUCUGUUUAAGCCAAUCUCACCCACAACAUAUCUCGUUGUGGGUAUCGUCUCCAAAAAUUUGGGGUGUGGUGACAGCGAAAUCUUUGAAACCAUCUACACUAGACUAUCGGCUUACUACGGUUGGAUGCUGAGAACUGGUGGUCCGCAACCUUAAAUCCCAAUGAAAUGCAUGCAUUUAUUAUCCUAUUUGAAAAUCAA